AUGGCGGAGGCGGCUGCCCACUCCUCCAACUCGGCCGUCGACGGUGGCGGCGGUAGCGUUCAAAACGAUUAUCCCACCAUUGACCCGACCUCGUUCGACGUGGUGCUCUGCGGCACGGGCCUCCCGGAGUCUGUCCUCGCCGCCGCCUGCGCCGCCGCUGGGAAGACGGUCCUCCACGUCGAUCCCAGCCCGUUCUACGGCUCCCUCUACUCUUCCAUCCCACUCUCCUCCCUCGCCUCCUUCCUAUCCCCUGAGGCCUCCCCACCCACCUCGUCGCGGCGGCGGCCGCCGCCUCCGAUUCGCGUACCGUCGUCGUCGAUCUCCACCGACGGAGCGUUGGACCUCCUCCUGCGGUCGGGGGGCAGCCACCAUGUGGAGUUCAAGAGCGUGGAGGGGGGCAGCCUCCUCUACUGGGAGGGCUGCCUCUACCCAGUGCCAGACUCGAGGCAGGCCAUCUUCAAGGACACCACACUCAAGCUCAAGGAGAAGAACAUCCUCUUCAGGGUUGUGCUGUAUGCGAUUGCCAUGGCGGAUUAUGAUCAAGAUGGUGCUGACCCUUGUGAAAAAUUGAUUACAACGAGGGAGGGAAUCCAGACCAUUGCUUUGUACUCCUCGUCCAUUGGGAGGUUCGCUAAUGCAGAAGGCGCUUUCAUUUAUCCUAUGUAUGGGCAUGGUGAGCUGCCUCAGGCUUUCUGUCGCUGUGCUGCGGUUAAGGGCGCCCUAUAUGUGUUGCGGAUGCCAGUGGCUGCAGUUCUUAUGGAUGAGGAAAAGAAGCAUUUUGUAGGUGCCAGAUUGGCAUCUGGUCAGGAUAUUUUGUGCCAACAAUUGAUAUUCGACCAGUCUUAUAAGAUUCCUACCUUGGAUGUCCCAUUUGAUGGUUCAGAUUCUCACUUUCCAAGAAAAGUUGCAGAGAGGGUAUGCAUAAUUAGCAAGUCCGUGAAACAGGGAUCAUCAAAUGUUCUGGUUAUUUUCCCUCCAAAAUCACUAGAAGAGCAGCAGGUCACAGCUGUUCGACUUCUUCAGUUGAGCAGCAAUCUCGCAGUAUGUCCUCCUGGGAUGAAAAAAAUCAGGGAACAUCUUUAUUGUCAUGCCCCAUGCCUGAUGAAUACCUGGACUACAGAAAUGUACUGGGAUCAACAAAAAAGUUAUUCGCAAGUAUCUAUCCUGAUGAAGAGUUCUUACCUAAAAAGUCAGCUCCUGUAUAUGCCGAUGAUGACUCUGAUUCUGCAGAGUAAAACCAUCUUUCUAGAGGGAGCAAUGGUCUCAAAUUGCCGAGCGAAGCGCAGCAGCAUGGGGGCACCUGAUGACCGCAUGGUAGGCAUCUUCGGCCUGAGUUCCACACAGCUGACAUAUAUCCUGCUGCUCAAGAUGACGGUGCUUCUUAUUGACACGGGUAGGCAAACUAUUGUUGACAAUUUUCCAGAUAAAAACAUUAACCUUAGAAGGAACUUUAACACUCCAUACCUUCUUCCAUACCGCGCGACCCUGUUCUGA
Molecule: messenger RNA, 1494 nt
Organism: Miscanthus lutarioriparius
Lineage: Eukaryota; Viridiplantae; Streptophyta; Magnoliopsida; Poales; Poaceae
Source: the annotation of a GenBank genome assembly